Ylistrum balloti is the source of this 1124-nucleotide messenger RNA. RefSeq names its product dopamine receptor 2-like. Gene Ontology annotation, cellular component: membrane. Gene Ontology annotation, molecular function: G protein-coupled receptor activity. The coding region runs from base 71 to 1054 and encodes 327 amino acids. Gene Ontology annotation, biological process: G protein-coupled receptor signaling pathway. NCBI's taxonomy places the organism in Eukaryota, Metazoa, Mollusca, Bivalvia, Pectinida, Pectinidae. The record is from RefSeq and is a predicted model, not a curated record. The transcript has 2 exons.
CGGUUUUAGAUAAACGUCGUUUUUAGCUGUGUUUAGUUUUCAAGGAUCAUCAAUCUUCAAUCCUGGGGCCAUGUUGGAAAUGAACCUAACAAACGAGACUGUGCCUCGGGAUGAAAAAGAACACGAAUACGAGGAGGAGAGAUCAAAAUUUAUUAUCAAAGCAUGUUUUAUAUUUGGAAUUAUGAUCUGUACUAUUAUAGGAAAUACAUUAAGUAUUGCUGUGAUAAUACGCACCAAAGUUCUUCGAACUCCGAGUGGGAAUUUUAUCAUCUCCUUGGCAGCAGCUGACCUGAUGGUCGGGGCAUGUGUUGUCCCCUUCUCUUUCGUGUCGGCCUCCCAGGGCAAAUGGAUAUUCUCUGAUCAAGUUUGUACGUUUGUGGGUUUCCUACAAUUUUACUCCACCACGUUGUCAAUUUCAAAUCUGCUUGUGCUGACCAUUGAUCGUUGGAUCUCGGUGACCAGGCCGUUGAAGUAUACACGCUGGAUGACCAACAAGACAUCAUAUGUCUGCAUCGCUUUCAUAUGGAUCGCUGUAUUCCUUAUUGACAUUCCCAUGGUAUUUCCGGCAGUUGGCCACUUCCGGGACAUGCGCAAAGUGUAUAUUUGUAGCCCACAAUGGCAGACAAAUCUCGCAUAUACAUUUGUUUUGAUAGCUGUGUAUCUUCUGCCAUCAUUUACGAUGGUCCUGGUUUUAAACCUGAGGUUGUUUUGUCUCUCUCGUAAACAUCGUCUUAAGAUGAACAGUAUCGAAAGACAGACCCAAUCAAGGAAUUCACUUUCAUCAAUGAAAUCUAAAAUUGUGAUAUUUACAAUUGUUUUGACAUUUGAAAUUUCCUGGAUGCCAUACUUUGUAGUGGAGAUAAUUCGUCUCUUCAGUUUAGCCGUUGUAGAUAACAAUGUUACGUUCAUUGUGUCCUGGGUCGCAGUGUGUAACAGUUUUAUGAAUUCUGUGAUAUAUACGUGUUUGAACCGGAAGUUUCGGGAAGGAAUCAGGAUCCUGUUCCGAUGUCAGAAACAGCCAGACUACAUUAUGAACAGGGAGAGUUUGUUAUGACAGAGGUCUGUUCGGGAGAAUAACAUCAACAAUUCGAUGGAUUUUCAACCCGAGUCUUAUAUUUGAUGUG